UUCCGGUUCACUAGGACCCGGGCUGCUCGGUGAGGCGGGGACGCGCCGUCCCUUUGCGCAGGCGCAGUCCAUGAUCCACGCGCUCCGCAAUGCCCGGGCGGCACGUCUCCCGAGUCCGGACCUUGUAUAGGCUCAUCUUGCAGCUGCACCGGGUUCUGCCCCCGGACCUCAAAGCCCUGGGUGACCAGUACGUGAAGGAUGAAUUUAGGAGACAUAAGGCUGUUGGUUCUGACGAGGCCCAGCGUUUCUUGCAGGAAUGGGAGAUCUCAGAUUGUCCGGAUUCUCUGCAAGAAUUGUACAGUAAUUACAAUGAAGUCAGUGAAUGCCGUCUUAAAAACGCAGCGGCGUAUGCUUGCUGUUUUUGCUAUCAGUCUUCUUUCACAAAGGACUUGAGACAGACAUGAACGAAAUGCCAGCGCCUUAUUUAUAUAGUUCUUAAUUUUUCCCUUUGAAUGUUUUAGGCUAAACUUGGACUUUGUCAUGUUUCAUAAAUGUUAAUGCCAGCUACAUAUUUUGUACGAUUUCUUGUUGAGUUUUGUAAAUGGCAUGACAAUCUAAACAUGGACAGACUCAAACUUAAAAUUUGUAUGGUUACUCUUGUUUACCUAACUAUUAAA
Messenger RNA from Nycticebus coucang (slow loris), 617 nucleotides. It is a transcript of the gene SDHAF3, whose product is annotated as succinate dehydrogenase complex assembly factor 3. NCBI's taxonomy places the organism in Eukaryota, Metazoa, Chordata, Mammalia, Primates, Lorisidae. Gene Ontology annotation, cellular component: mitochondrion; mitochondrial intermembrane space. Bases 90 to 404 code for a protein of 104 amino acids. Gene Ontology annotation, biological process: mitochondrial respiratory chain complex II assembly; succinate metabolic process. The transcript is spliced from 2 exons. The record is from RefSeq and is a predicted model, not a curated record.